Molecule: messenger RNA, 620 nt
Organism: Protomyces lactucae-debilis
Lineage: Eukaryota; Fungi; Ascomycota; Taphrinomycetes; Taphrinales; Protomycetaceae
Exons: 1
Coding region: 129-602 (157 amino acids)
Source: RefSeq, a predicted model, not a curated record
UUGAGCCUGGAGACUACACCACUUGGGAGCCGAUCGUGUGCGAUGACGGCUGGGUGGAGGAGCCGAAGGACCAGAAUCGACCGGCUGGUUCGCCUGCCAAGUCGCCUACAAAGAAGAGGAAGGCUGCGAUGGAGGAUGAUACGGAGGAGGACAUCAUGCCGCUCUUGAACAGCGAUGAAGAGCCGACCAAGCCCAAGAAGCCCAAGAGGGCCAAGAAGGCCACAGCCCCCAAGAAGAAGAUCAAGAAGCAGCUGGCUGCGGAGGCGAAGCAGGCAGAAGUUGCGGACCCUGCAUUGGCUGACGAGGAUGAAUUGGCCUCGUCGACACCCAAAUCCAUUGCCAAAGAUGAGCCCAAGGAUGAGCCCAUUGAAGUCAAACUUGCAUCGGAUGAGGAAGAAAAGCCAGCGGUCGUGACGCAUACGAAGACCAAGAAGACCAAAAAGGCGCCUGCCAAGCCUCGCAAACAGGCCACCAAGAAGAGAUCCUUGGACUCUGCUGCUGCAUCUGGUAAACAGGCUGCAGUUGGAACGCGACGUGCUCCUAAGCGUGGCGCCCAGAAGCAGGCAGUACAAGAGACUGCCUCUGAUGAUGGUGAACAUUGAGUCUGAAUUGCGUAUGAC